Molecule: messenger RNA, 1594 nt
Organism: Solanum dulcamara
Lineage: Eukaryota; Viridiplantae; Streptophyta; Magnoliopsida; Solanales; Solanaceae
Product: ankyrin repeat-containing protein ITN1-like
Exons: 2
Coding region: 454-1326 (290 amino acids)
Source: RefSeq, a predicted model, not a curated record
UUUUACUUUUCCUUUACUUUUCCUAACUUUCAAACAUUGCUGCUGCAGCCUUUCUUUUCCUUUGCUUUUCCUUUUUGACUUUCUUUCACCUCACUCAUCAAAUUUUCUUUUUUAUUUUUCCUUUGAAAGCUCAAAAAUGUUAUAGAGUGCCUUUGGUGGAGUCUAUGCGCAAGCAGAAACAAAGCUGUGAAUCAGUACUGAAACUUGCCAAGUUCUUGAUAACAAAGGAUACUUCUUGGGAAUAUUCAGAAUCUGCAUUAAGUCAGGCUGACGUUCGAUCCCACAAAUAUAGACUAAUGUCAGCUUUUUCAGAAAGCCAAGAAAAAGAGGAAAAAGAUCGUUUUGCACAAGCUAUUACAAGAAUUGCUGAGUCACCCUUAAUCUUGGCAACCAAAUCAGGUUGCACAGAUAUUGUAGAGGAGAUAUUGAAAACAUAUCCCCAAGCUGUGGAGUAUGUUGAUAUUGAAGGUCGUAACAUUUUGCACGUCGCCAUGCCAGAUGCAAAUUUUUGACAUAGUUGAGAAAAUGGGAAUGCCAAUGAGGAGACUCAAGAGAAAAAUCACUCAUAAGGGAGAUACCAUAUUGCACAUGGCUGGUGUAAAAGAGGACACUGAAAUUGCAGAUAUGAGAAGCCCUGCUCUGCAAUUGCAAAACAAUUUACUCUUGUUUGAGCGUGUGAAAAACGUCAGCUCAGCUGAUUUUUUAGAAAUUAUGAAUAAAGAAGGCAAGACGGCAGAUGAGUUAUUCACUAAAGCAAAUGCUAAACUUCAUUCAGAAGCGAAAGACUGGCUUAAACGCACUGCUGAGAACAGUACAAUAGUUGCUGUGCUUAUUGCAACAGUGGCUUUUGCUGCAGCCUAUACUAUUCCAGGUGGUCCAAAUCAAAGCACUGGUUAUCCUAUCCUCUUGGACAAGCCCUUCUUUGCAGUUUUCACUAUCGGAGAUGUGCUUUCCAUUACCUUUGCUUUGACCUCAAUGAUCACUUUUCUCUCGAUUCUUACCUCUUCAUUUCAAUUGCAUGAAUUCAGGCGGUCACUUCCUCAGAAAUUAAUUCUGGGAUUUACUUUCUUGAUUAUUUCUGUGUCCAUGAUGAUGCUAGCAUUUGCAUCGACUAUAAUCUUGAUGAUUCACAAUGAGGAAAAGUGGACAAAAAUUGUUUUAUCUUCCAUGGCAUUCCUACCUGUGACCAUUUUUGCAGUUGUAUAUUUUCCUCUCUAUGUGUCAUUAUGGAAAAACUUCAAAUACUCGUUAAGAAGAUUAACCAUGGCCUUUCCAAGGUGCAAUAUUAUAUCAGGAAGGACUCUCGAUCAAAAAUUACCCCUUUGACAACCUCUUCCGCUCUCUAUGAGACUCGGUCUACUAGACUUGACGUAUGCACAUCCUAUUAUUAGUAACAAAAUACUACUUGUUCAGUUUGUGUAUUCUAGUUGUAGCGGCAUGUGCCCAUUGAAUGUAUGUUUCUCCAGUCCUCUAUUAUUGAAGCAUAUGUAAGAUAUUAUAAAGUUUAUUAUCUAUGUCAUAUUCAUUUUGAUUUGUCUUUGGCACUACAACAAAAGAGACAUUUGCUGAUAAUAAAUUUUUCUGUAAGCGAUAA